This is a messenger RNA of Trichobilharzia szidati, 2430 nucleotides long. The record is from the annotation of a GenBank genome assembly. Lineage: Eukaryota; Metazoa; Platyhelminthes; Trematoda; Strigeidida; Schistosomatidae.
AUGUCCACUUAUUUAAAUGAUACACCAACAAACCUAUCAUUAUUAACAUCACAAGAUCAAAUGUUACUACUUUCAUCAGAGAAUAACAAUAAAGAAACAAUCAAUCAAUUUAAUGUUCAUUUAUCCUCUCCUCCUCCUCCUCCUCCACUUCCAUGCAAAACAAUUGAAAAUUUAACACAACCCUUGAAUAUUGAACAAUUGAAUAAAACGCCACUGACAACAACAAAUAUUUACCAAACAGUUUCAUCAACAGUAUGCAAUAAUAAUAAUUAUGAUAAUAUUUCAUAUCAAUUGUUGAAUGAAUCACAAGUAUAUGCACCAAAUGAUGAAUAUAAAGAUUUAUCAUUAUAUGAAUUAAACUGUCAACGAAAACUGACCUCGAAUCCCUCAUCACCAUCUCCAGCAUUAAUCUCAUCAUCAACAUCCUCGUCCUCAUCCUCAUCAUCAGUAUCAUCAGAAAAGGAGGAGAAAUCACAUUUUCAGUCUGUAUGUAAUUUACCCUCAUCAAAUGCUUACUAUCAACAAUUCUUAUUACAUUAUAAUAAAAAUAUUAUGGGUGAUACUAGUGAUUUAGUAAGUAAUAAUACCAUCAAUAAUAAUAAUCCUUUAAUCAUGUCAAAUUAUGAUGCCAGUCAUUUACAGAGUACAGAGAAUAUUUUAUGUUCAAGUAGUAGUGGGAAUACUGUAACCACAUCGAAUUCUGUUAACCUUAAUAAUAAUGAUCACACUAAUACUGGUGAGAAUGAUGACAGUGACAGUUCCCGGCACCAUCAUCUUCAUAAUUAUCAUCAAAAUAUUAACUUAGACGACAGUAAUUUCGAUCAUAAUUUAAAUAAAUACUGUCAUACAGAAGUGUAUGAAAACUAUUCACCAUGGACGCAAUAUUCUAAUCCUGUGAUUACCACUCAUAAUAACAAUAAACAUGUUGGGAUUGAUUCAUUGAAUAGUGACCAGAUAACCACAGAGCAUAGCCCUCAUCAACACUAUCAACAACCUGAAUCGAAUUGGUUAUCUGGUAUACAAGCCUUGAUCAAUAACAGAUUUCCUAAUGAUGCUAAUACUGAUACAUCAAAAACUGCAUGGGAUACGCUACAAUACUAUCAGAAUUCACAAAUUCAACCUGUACAUAGUAAUAGCAAUAAUAAUAAUAAUAGUAGCAAUAUUGAUAAUAGCUAUCAGACUACAAUAUCUAACCUCCCACACAAUGACUCCCAGUGUUUCAUGCCCACACCACAUAGGAGUAUAUAUCCGAAUUCAAUGGAUCCAUACUGUUAUUCUCAUACUGAACAAGAUCCAAUGAGAACAUUUGAUUCAUCUCCGGGUAUUCCUAUGAGUAAUAGUAACAAUAAUAAUAAUAAUACUAAUUAUCAUAGUAAUAGUAAUGAUAAUAUCUGGUCAAGUAAUAUGUCUCAUUUCUUCAACACAAAUGAUCCGUACAAAUCAAUUUUAAUGGCUGCCGCUGUUGCCCGUUAUCCAGCCUACAAUUCGAGCAUUCUUGAGAAUGAUCCUAAUAAAGAUAAUAUCUGUACUAAUGCUAAUACUACUAAAACUACCAAUAAUAAUAGUAGUAUUAAUAGCAACUCACCUAUUCAGUCAGAUUAUACUUCACUUUAUAAAUCAUUUCUGUCUGCAAAUUACACAGAAAUCAAUCAUUCUUCAUUCAGGUGUUCAUCAUUAAUGACUACUGACAGUCAUGUGGAAAGUGAAGAUCGCCUGUCAAUGUCAAAAAUGCCUAAACAUCAAACAUUUGAACCAUCAACCUCACUAGCAUCCCCAGUAUCGUCAUCACCAUCAACGGUUACAUUUAACAGUGAAUAUCCAGUUGACAGUGGGAAGCCAUCUGCAUCAUCGAAUAACAAUAAUAAUAACAAUAACAGCCUAACAGUUAAACGAUAUCUUGGUCGACCAACCUGUGACUGUCCCAAUUGUCAAGAAUUAGAACAUUUAAAUUUAACUAAUCCAACUACGGCAGCUGAAUUAAGACGUAAAAAUCUGCAUAAUUGUCAUGUACCAGGUUGUGGUAAAGUGUAUAAUAAAACAAGUCACUUGAAAGCUCAUUUAAGAUGGCAUACUGGUGAACGUCCAUUUGUAUGUAAUUGGUUAUUAUGCGGGAAACGUUUUACUCGAUCCGACGAAUUACAAAGGCAUUUACGUACACAUACUGGUGAGAAAAGAUUCAUCUGUCCAUUGUGUCAUAAGCGGUUUCUACGCAGUGAUCAUUUAAACAAACAUAUACGUACACAUUCUGAUAUAACAACAAUAAACAAUAGUAAUACUAAUGAAAAUAAUGAACAGAAUGCCACAAAAUCUUUAGAAAAAGACUAUUUAUCUAAUGUUAAUAGCGAUAAUGUCGAUUAUGAACGGAGCUCUCCUUCGAUUAUUUCAUCUUCUCAUAAUAUUCUAAUGAAUUCUAAUGAAUUUAUUCGAUAG